GCUAAAGACGUUGAAAGACGGAAUGAUGAUGGUUGGCUUUCUAUAUCCAUGUUAGAUGGGAAGGCAUUGUACAGGGACAUCUUAAAUGCCACAGAGGAGUUUGAUGCAACAUUUUGCAUCGGGCAAGGAGGGCAUGGAAGCGUUUACAAGGUUAACCUUCCAUCAUUAGGGACUAUAGCUGUGAAGAGACUUCAUUCUUCAUUUGAGAAUACACAUCCCAAAAGCUUCAUGAAUGAAGUAAGGGCAUUGACUGGGAUUAAGCACCGGAACAUUGUGAACCUCUACGGCUAUUGUUCGCAUGUACAGCACUCGUUCUUGGUUUAUGAGUACAUGGAUAGGGGGAGUUUGUCUAUUGUUUUAAGCAAUGAAGUUGAGUCCAAGAAACUGGAUUGGCUUAAAAGGGUGAAUAUUAUCAAAGGCGUUGCUUUUGCUUUAUCUUACAUGCACCAGGAUUGCUCACCACCGAUUGUUCAUCGAGACAUAUCAAGCAGUAAUGUUUUGCUUGAUUCCGAAUAUGAAGCUCGUGUUUCAGAUUUUGGCAUUGCUAAGCUUCUCAAGCCAGACUCAUCCAACUGCACUGCGCUUGCAGGCACAUAUGGAUAUGUUGCACCUGAACUUGCUUAUACAAUGAAGGUUACACCAAUGUGUGAUGUCUAUAGCUUUGGAGUUUUAGCAUUGGAGAUAAUCAAAGGGAAGCAUCUCGGGGAAUAUAUUACCGUGCUAGCGAAUUCGUCGACUAUAGAUCGUGUGCAGUUUAGUGAUUUGCUAGAUGAACGCCUUCCAUAUCCUGAAGAUGAAGUAAAAGAGGUUUUGGAUUUUAUCAUCAAGAUAGCAAGCUCUUGUUUGGUUGAAACUCCAAAAUCAAGGCCAACAAUGCAAUUCAUCUCUCAUAAAUUAUCAACAAUGUAAAGUGAGCUUUUUAAUCCCUGAGAAGUAAGGUGUCUUUGUAUGAAAAUGAAUAACCUUUGACCCACGACAAAAUUAUUAUUCAGACUAGUAUUGUUGUAUUGUCAGGGUUGUGAACUUUUAUCAAACAACUGAUACAAAGCUUGGUUUACCAAGUUGCAUUAAACAGAUAAGAA
Molecule: messenger RNA, 1082 nt
Organism: Capsicum annuum
Lineage: Eukaryota; Viridiplantae; Streptophyta; Magnoliopsida; Solanales; Solanaceae
Product: MDIS1-interacting receptor like kinase 2-like
Exons: 2
Coding region: 49-909 (286 amino acids)
Biological process (GO): protein phosphorylation
Molecular function (GO): ATP binding; protein kinase activity
Source: RefSeq, a predicted model, not a curated record